This is a messenger RNA of Oreochromis niloticus (Nile tilapia), 2669 nucleotides long. RefSeq names its product UDP glucuronosyltransferase 5 family, polypeptide D1 (gene ugt5d1). Bases 109 to 1752 code for a protein of 547 amino acids. The transcript is spliced from 4 exons. Gene Ontology annotation, molecular function: UDP-glycosyltransferase activity. Lineage: Eukaryota; Metazoa; Chordata; Actinopteri; Cichliformes; Cichlidae. The record is from RefSeq and is a predicted model, not a curated record.
AUCCAAAAGGGACUAGAAAGCGGCAGGCAUUAGGACCCAGCAGAGACAUCAAUAACAACUGCAUUUUUUUCCUUCCUGGGGAAAUUGAGAUGGUUGUUUUUCUCUGGCAUGUUAAAGCAAAGAAGCAGCAAGAGUGGGCUCACCAAGCGAAACGGAACCAUGGCUUCACAUCGUGGGUGGGGGCUGUUUGUUAUACUCACUGUUUGCCUCAUUUCAUUAACACAACAUUGCAAUGGAGGAAACGUCCUAGUUUUCCCUGUAGAUGGCAGCCACUGGAUCAAUAUGAAAAUCCUUCUAGAAGAACUUCAUGCCAGGGGACACAGCCUCACUGUGAUCAGGGCCUCAACCAGCUUCUAUAUCCCUGAAAAGUCUGAUAUUUACACCUCCAUUACAAUUGAUUUGGGUGAAGAUGUAGACGACUUCUUCGAGGUGUACCUUCAAGAGCAUAUGAGGGCACAGAGAGAAGGGGCUUCACUGCUGACUUUCCUCAAACUCACCAAGGAUUUCCUUUCUAUGAUUCAUAAGGCUCACGUGAUGUUAUCUGAGAUGGUCAAACAAAUUUUGAAUGAUCAAAAUAUGGUCAAAAGAUUAAGAGAUUCCCAGUAUGAUCUGGUUCUAACUGAUCCAGCUUUGGCCCCAGGGGUUAUUCUAGCCAAAUAUCUCAAGCUUCCCUUAGUGCUCAAUGUACGCUGGAUCACCAGUGGAGAAGGCCACUUUGUGUUAGCUCCCUCACCCCUCUCUUACAUCCCGGUGCCAGGAUCCGGCUUAACAGACAAAAUGAAUUUCAUCCAGAGGAUCAAAAACAUAUUAUUCCAUGGCAUUACGUUGUUCCAGCAGAAAUUCUUGGUGGGCCCAGUCUAUGAUGACAUGUGUGAUAAGUAUAUUGAGGGUGGAUGUGACAUCAUCUCAUUACUACAGGAAGCAGACAUUUGGCUGUUCAGGUCAGAUUUUGUGUUUGAAUUCCCUCGCCCCACUAUGCCAAAUGUUGUCUAUAUAGGAGGAUUUCAGUGCAAACCAGCUCAGCCUCUGCCAGCAGAGCUGGAGGAGUUUGUUCAGAGUGCCGGGCAACAUGGAGUGAUCAUCAUGACUCUGGGAACCUUAGUUGAUGCUUUGCCCAAAGAGAUUGCAGAUGAAAUCGCCAGCGUGUUUGCCAAGAUGCCUCAGAAGGUGAUAUGGAGGCACAAGGGAGACCGUCCCUCUACACUGGGAAACAACACUUUAAUGGUGGACUGGAUGCCCCAGAAAGAGCUUCUGGGUCAUCCACAGACCAAAGUCUUUGUAGCUCAUGGAGGAACUAAUGGUGUCCAGGAGGCCAUUUACUAUGGGGUCCCUGUGCUCGGCAUUCCCUUGUUCUUCGACCAGUAUGACAACCUUCUGCGACUGCAGGAGAGAGGAGCUGGAAAGAUCAUCCACCUGUCUGAUGUAAAUGGCCACAAUUUUGAGCAAGCCCUUCAGCAACUGCUCCAUCAAGAGAGCUACAGGCAGAACAUUCAACGAAUGUCACGUUUGCACAGAGAUCAGCCAGUAACACCCAUGGAGCAGGCUGUCUUCUGGGUGGAAUAUGUGAUGCGCCACAAAGGGGCUCGUCACCUGCGUACAGAGGCUUAUAAGAUGCCCUGGUACUCUUACUACUGUUUAGAUGUAGUGCUCAUAUUGCUGUCUGCAGUCACUGCUUUGCUCUAUUCUAUUUUGGCUCUUUUUAGAUUUCUGUGCUGCUGGCGAAGAAGAAAAGCAAAAACUAAACAAAGCUAAUUUAGGCCAUAUUUGUUUAGAAAUACUGUAGUCUACAGUGAGUUAUGUAAAGCACUGUUUUUUUUAUAGAAAAACAUAUAUAUAGCCAUUCUUAUCUCAAAUUUUUAUAUGAUACAAAAGACCUGACAGUUGCCUUAUAAUUAAUGUAAUGUAGUUAAUUGUCAAAUAUACAUUUGGUGAUUAAAUAUAGAUUUAGUGAUACAUUAAAAAUCAAGAUCCUGUGAUUUUUAAUGCCAAAGUAUCAGUCUCUGACUGUUAGACGCUGACCAAAUCACAUUUUAUUUUGUUCUUUUCUCAUAAAGUGCUCUAUAAAUACAUAUUUCUAACAUUUAAAAAGUAGUUUUAGUGUUUUUACUAAAAAUUAAUGUCUGGCAAUGUCUUUGGUAAUGAUAAUAACAAUGACGAUUUUAUUUAUAUAACACUUCUCAUUUGCUCUACAUGGAGGAUGCCUUGAAAUAAUCAGCAGCUGGAAAAGAAAACUCUUUUUGAUAAAGCAUAAACUUAGGGUUGAUUUGAAAAGGUUGUCUUAGUAAAGCCAAUUGCAAAGUAAAUUACAUUUUAAUGAUAAUUAUUUGACACACUGCUCGAGGCUUCUAAGCGUACUGAUGAGGGAAAUAACCCAAAGUAUGAAGGGGGGAAGUUGGAAUCACAUCACCAGUGUAACAUUCAAAAGUAAUGCAAGAAAGAUUGUGUGUUUAUAUUCAUGCUGAAAAUAUGUGUUAUGUCUUUUGUGGAGUCAGUUUUUCUUAUUUGAACUGUACAUUUGUAAAUCAAAUAAAUAGAAGAAAAUUACAUUUACAUGUUUUGCUAUAGUAACAUUUUUAUAGUACUUUUCUACACUUUUAUACUAGUUAGACAAAUUAAUUCACCUUUGGCAUGUGACUUGUGUGUCUAUCAGUGAUUUAGUUUUAUGACCA